AUGAAGCUCUUUAGCAUCCCACAUGAUAUUCGGUUGGACAUCAAGGACUUUCUGGUUCCAUCAGAUAUUGAAAACAUUCUGGACACCGGUCGUGGCCUCUGGCAGCAGAUCUUCAAAGAUCCUACUUGGAUCGAUACUGCCGUAAAGUCUGGUCAAAGUUCUCCAGUCCUUAUUGGCCAUAACUUGAGUUCCUUUCGCUCUAGGAAGUCUUCAAACUGUCUCUAUCUUUCCCUUGUUGUGAAUGAUAUUUCAGGUGAUCUCCGUGAUACUAGUCAAACCUUCUUUUCUACGCUCCAAAACGGCUGGCGAUAUGAUAAAGAAAAAUUUGAAGUCUACUUUUCAUCUGGCAUAACUUUGAAUAUAUACGAUAUCAUCAAUGGUGAUGAGACGAUAAAGCUACCUUUGGAGAGAAUUUUUACGAAUAAAACAAAGGGCAUCUACACGGAAUACUGCUACUAUAAGGAUCUCUCGAUAAGGGAACUGCAGCCAUCCAAUAUUAUAAAAUGGGAUCCUUCCUAUAGAACAACCCCACACGCUCCUCUUGGUUGGUGGAAUGGCCCUUCAAGCAAGGGUAGAGAUAUAAGAAUGGGCUGUAAACUGACACUUCUGGAUGGGGAUACGGAAACGGUCUAUAUUAUACUCCCGACGCGCUUGAAAAGAAAACUAUGGGCGAAAAUAACAUAGAACAAGUGCGGUUGCCUGUCG
Molecule: messenger RNA, 705 nt
Organism: Aspergillus vadensis CBS 113365
Lineage: Eukaryota; Fungi; Ascomycota; Eurotiomycetes; Eurotiales; Aspergillaceae
Exons: 1
Coding region: 1-684 (227 amino acids)
Source: RefSeq, a predicted model, not a curated record